This is a messenger RNA of Phragmites australis (common reed), 1359 nucleotides long. Its product is annotated as pentatricopeptide repeat-containing protein At4g18975, chloroplastic-like. Gene Ontology annotation, molecular function: protein binding. The record is from RefSeq and is a predicted model, not a curated record. Bases 214 to 972 code for a protein of 252 amino acids. Lineage: Eukaryota; Viridiplantae; Streptophyta; Magnoliopsida; Poales; Poaceae. The transcript has 5 exons.
CUGUAGCACUGGAUACAGCAGAUUUAAAGCUCUUGCUGGAGUUGAUCUUGAAGAAGGUAAAAAAUCUCUUUGUAAAAGAAUUUUGAGUCCUGACAGAAAUUGGUUAGGAUAGUUUAAGUGCCAACCAGGCCUAGACGAGCCGAACGGCCCGGACUCCAGACGCCAUUGGCCCACAGCCCCAGCCCGGCCGUCGGAUCAACAUCAACCGUCAGGAUGCAGAGGCUGACGACCCCACAACGCUAUCCGAUUCGGCCGUCCCCCACUUCGCCGGACGGAGCUUGGGGAAGGGGAAGGGGGAAGGGUGGCGACGGAGGCGCUGCAGGCAGCAGAGCGCUGGUGUCAAAGAAACCAAAGAAAGAGCAUCAUUUGUGGAUUAGGAAGGAGACAUCCGGGUCGGGGAAGAAGGCUCUCCGUCUUGUUGAUACCGUUUCAAAGUUACAAAAUGAAAGGGAAGCUAUUUAUGGUGCAUUGGACAAGUGGAGUGCUUUUGAGCCUGAAUUUCCUAUUAUAGCAGCAGCAAAAGCUUUGGGGAUGUUGAAAAGGCGAAGACAAUGGCUAGGAAUCAUCCAGGUAACCAAGUGGCUGAUGAGCAAAGGCCAGGUGCUGACAUGGACAACACAUGACACGCUUCUAUUGGCGCUUUUUAUGGAUGGAAGGGUAGAUGAGGCGGAGUCAGUUUGGAAUACUAUAAUACAUACUCAUACACGCUCAGUGCCCAAAAGAUUGUUCUCUCGGAUGAUCUUGAUGUAUGACAUUCACCAUCGUCCAGACAAAAUUUUGGAGAUAUAUGCUGACAAGGAGGAAUUAGGGGUGCGUCCAGAUGAGGAUACAAGGAGGAUUGGAAGAGCAUUUUUGACUUUUGGCCAGGAAGAUAAAGAGAGGUUUGUCCAUGAGAAAUACUUGAAAAAGUGGAAGUACAUCCAUUUCAACGGUGAGCGUGUUCGGGUGUGGAGGGACGGACCAUUGGCGUAGUAACUAUUCUCUGAACUGCUUGUAGCCAACCUAACAAUAUCAUAUCGGUUGGGAAGAUGUCAUCAUUGUCUCUACGAAAGUCCUACAGACAGUUAUUGCCAUUCCUCGUAUCGUAUGUGAGAUGGAACAAAGCCGAGAGAUUGUGUUUCUCUAACCUCUAUGAACAAAUGAAGAGCGAAUGGGUAGACUAGCAACUGGCCGUUACUAACAAGAUAGUGGUUUAGGUAUUCUGCAUCCAAUGGUUGUGAUGGUUCAAACUGGUUAGUUUAACUUGUGUAUGUGUUUGUGUAGGGCAUUUAAAUUUCAUUGGAAUGAUCUUGUGCUAUGUAAUCUUUUUUUAUGAACUAAAUAUGUAAGGGUGUAUUUGGUUGGAGGAUAACGUUGGAU